Molecule: messenger RNA, 2173 nt
Organism: Sitodiplosis mosellana (orange wheat blossom midge)
Lineage: Eukaryota; Metazoa; Arthropoda; Insecta; Diptera; Cecidomyiidae
Product: fidgetin-like protein 1
Exons: 5
Coding region: 207-2078 (623 amino acids)
Molecular function (GO): microtubule severing ATPase activity; ATP binding; ATP hydrolysis activity
Source: RefSeq, a predicted model, not a curated record
GACAUUUCAAUACCGGUUCGCAGAAGCGCGCUACAAUUCUGUUUGGAAAUUGCGUUGCAUUCAAACAAUUUGUUGAUCGAUAACGAUGGAGCGGAAAAAAACGAGUGAUUUCCUGAAAUUUUGUGGAGACGACAUCACCAAACUGCACAAUGAAACGGAUCCAGGCAGAAGAGCGCAUUUAAUGCGACGCAUAAACAUGCAAAUGUAUGCGGAGGCUUGUAAACAUUUAUUCACACAGAAAUUAUGACGACUACACGACUUGCAAAAUACUAUCGGAUGAUUUGACUGAGUACGUGAAGGAAUCGGCUCCAGUUCAUGUGAAAAAAUGCGAGGAAAUGAUGAAAAAGUUGAAUAUACAAAUAGAACCCGGUUCAGUUCGGUCUUCACUAAACAUUCCCAAUCCAGAGGAGUUGUUGAAAUCAAAGAAAUGCGAAGGUGUCUGCAAAAAUGAUGUGCUGUUGGACGAUCUGGACAAGUUUUUCAAUUUGAUGAAGAAGCGGCCCACUUUGACUGUAAACAAACCACCGCCGAAGUUCAACAGUGGCGAACCAGUUAGAUCGGUAAAAAUGCAGGUCGAUGAAAGCGGUGAUUUGGUAUUCGAUAUGAAUUUCAAGCGGAAGAAAGCGUUAGAUCAAAAUACACCGAACAAUCAACAAUUCCAAGCGCCGAGUACAAGUGGCAAUCAAUGGUCCAGUCACAAUGUACGAGCUACGGAUUACCAAGCAUCAUCACUGCCGAAUUAUCAGCCCAACAAUUUCAAACCUGCUGAAACAGUCACUUCCAAUGCAUUCAAUCCAUAUGGUGGAGUGAAACGUCGAACGGAUGACACAGGAGGCAACAAUUUCUUCAAACGACCACCCAAUUUGCCAAACCGAGGACAAGAAAGAAAUGAACCGAACGCAUUUGCAGCGAGAAAUGAUUUUAUUACGGCAAACGAUGAGCUUAACAUUCAAUAUAAUAAAAAGUAUGGUGGUGGCAAUCAAAACGACAACAUGACGUACAACGUGAAUCCAAGUGGAGGCUUGAGACGUUCAUUGGGCGGCCGUCGAACGGUUACCAACAAAUUCGUUCCACCGUUUGCCAAUCAAGAUAAUUAUGUUGACCGUUCGGCGAGUUCGAAUGAAACCAACGAGAUUUCAGGGCUGGAUGGAAUCGAAGCAAGUCAUCCAAGCCUGAAAAAUGUCGAACCAAAAAUGAUUGAAGCGAUUAUGAACGAAAUUAUCGAUCAAGGUGAUAAAGUUGAAUGGCAUUGCAUUGCCGGACUCGAAUAUGCCAAAAAGAUGCUUCAAGAAGCCGUUGUGCUACCAAUUCUUCGACCGGAUAUUUUCACAGGCCUACGGCAGCCACCGCGUGGUGUAUUGCUUUUUGGUCCGCCUGGCACGGGAAAAACUAUGAUUGGUAAAUGCAUAGCGUCACAGUCAAAUUCAACAUUUUUCAGCAUCAGUGCAUCGAGUUUAACAUCGAAAUGGAUUGGAGAGGGAGAGAAAAUGGUACGUGCCUUGUUUGCAGUCGCGGCAGCAAAGCAACCAUCCGUUGUGUUCAUUGAUGAGGUUGAUUCACUACUGUGCCAACGCUCCGAGAGUGAACAUGAAAGUUCACGACGAAUGAAGACGGAAUUUCUGGUCCAAUUAGAUGGCGCAUCAACAAUGGAAAAGGAUCGAAUUUUGAUAGUUGGAGCAACAAAUCGGCCGCAAGAGUUGGACGAAGCAGCCCGACGUCGAUUUGUGAAGCGUCUCUACAUUCCGCUCCCCGAAUAUCCGGCCAGACGAGAAAUUUUGUACAGUUUACUCAGUUCAAUCAAUCACGUCAUAACUGAAUCACAGUUUGAUGAGAUUGCAACUCGAGCCGAUGGAUUCAGUGGUGCCGAUAUGAAAGUGUUAUGCCAAGAGGCAGUCAUGGGACCAAUUCGUUCAAUUUCAUUCACGGACAUGCAAAAUAUGUCAGCUGAUGGCGUUCGUCCGGUUACAUUUACCGAUUUUCUCGAUGCCCAAAAAUGUGUUCGAGCCAGUGUGUCACAAGAUGACAUACAGCAAUAUGUCGAUUGGACCAAUAAAUAUGGGUCUGGAAGUGGCCAAUAAAAGUAAUUUUAUUUACACCAUUUGUUACGAAGAUAAAUAUGUAAAAGUGCAGAGACAAAGGAUAUUGAAUAAAUGAUAAACCACAAAACACAAAA